UACACAUCUAAACUGACCCCCUGGCUUACAAGACAACAGAAUACCUACUAUAAAUACACUUUACAAGCAUUUUAAAAUGAAUUUAUCCUACUAUCUUUCUUUUCUUGUGAAACAAUGCUCAUAAACUUACUAAACUGGUCCUGGUGGAUUUCUUUGGUCCGCCGAAAAAAUCUUCUUUUCUUUUCCCUCUCUCUUUUUUUUAAAAUGAUCGAUGUGCCUGUGUCUAAUAGAUUAUAUGCUUUAUUGGGUUCAUCGCCUGAUGCACCAGAAAUAGCAAAUUACGCUGAAUUCAAACCCACUCUAUCUGAAAUAUCGAAUUAUGUAUAUUAUGCCUAUAAACCAUUGGGUAUCUCAUUUUGCUUCAUAAAAGACAAUGACACACUAAAACUGGAUGCUAUUGAUAUCUAUAACGGAAACACACGCGAUGGAUUCUCUCCUUUUCAUGCUCAAGAACAUUUACCGUGUGGAUUGACACCGACAAUGCAAGCACACCAAAUUGUUAGUUUAUUAGGUGAACCAGAUCGAAAGGGGGGCGGAGGACAGACUCGGACACCUUGUUGGAUUGAAUACAAAUUUAAUCAAAACUCUGGUAUUUUGAUUCAACUUCAUGGGUUUGAAUGGGAAGACCGCGAGAUGGGUUGGACAAGCUUUGUUCUCUAUUAACUUACCGAGUUCCCGGAUAGUUUGUAGCUUUGUGAUAAAGGAAAUCACAGUAGAUUAUGCAUGUGAAUGCAUUGGCCAUCAUGCUAUGUUUGUGCGUCCAUUUUACUAAAGUAGCUUUCAUCUGGGAAUAAAAUUCAAUGUUCAAUUGGAAAACACUUGAGAUAUUCAUGCCAGCAUUAUUCAAGAAAGUAUGUACCGAGUACAAAGAUGUAUAC
Gilbertella persicaria is the source of this 878-nucleotide messenger RNA. RefSeq lists its product as uncharacterized. Bases 205 to 663 code for a protein of 152 amino acids. The transcript has 2 exons. Lineage: Eukaryota; Fungi; Mucoromycota; Mucoromycetes; Mucorales; Choanephoraceae. The record is from RefSeq and is a predicted model, not a curated record.